This is a messenger RNA of Epinephelus fuscoguttatus (brown-marbled grouper), 2838 nucleotides long. It is a transcript of the gene wnt10b, whose product is annotated as wingless-type MMTV integration site family, member 10b. Gene Ontology annotation, biological process: canonical Wnt signaling pathway; cell fate commitment; neuron differentiation. The coding region runs from base 360 to 1649 and encodes 429 amino acids. Lineage: Eukaryota; Metazoa; Chordata; Actinopteri; Perciformes; Serranidae. The transcript has 7 exons. The record is from RefSeq and is a predicted model, not a curated record. Gene Ontology annotation, cellular component: extracellular region. Gene Ontology annotation, molecular function: cytokine activity; frizzled binding.
AGCUAAACUGCCGCCAGGUGCAGACGUUACCUGUUAACGUUAGCAUAACGGCUGCAUAUCCCUAGAGACCGUUGAUAAACGUUUUAUAUUACAACGGGAAGGAAUUGCUUCGAGGCUACAGGGGAGCAUGCCGGAUUCUGUACAGCCUUGAAGAUGAAGAUAAAGAUGACAGAAAUAAAUUAUAAACAAGGAAGGAGACCAUUAAAGCUAUCUCCAGACCCCUGCAGUGCAAACAACGGUGGGCUUUGGCUGCCAGAUGCUGGGGAUAAUGGAUAGGACUGCAGAAGGAAAGAUGGAGAGGUGUGUGCAGCCAGCCACACAGACAUGCAAGUUGUGGCAGGCCGGUAGAUGAUGAAGUGAUGGAGAUGUUAGGAGGCCACGGCCAUUGUGAUGCUGGGUGGCUGUUACUCUGGAACUGCCAUCUGCCGAAAAGGGUGCUGUGUAAUGAUAUCCUCAGCCUGAAGGUGGCAGGAGAUCCAGUGCUAACCCCCAACUCGGUGUGCCUGAGGCUGGCAGGCCUCAGUAAACGUCAGAUGCGGAUGUGUGUGCGGAGCCCCGAUGUCACGGCCUCCGCUCUGCAGGGCAUCCAGGUGGCCAUCCAUGAAUGCCAGCACCAGCUCCGUGACCAGCGCUGGAACUGCUCCUCUCUGGAGGGCCUUGGGAAGCUUCCGCACCACAACACCAUCCUCAACAGGGGUUUCCGCGAGAGUGCCUUCUCUCUGGCUUUGUUGGCAGCGGGUGUGGCUCACUCUGUGGCCUCGGCCUGCAGCAUGGGCAAGCUGCGGGGGUGUGGCUGCGAGGCCAAGCGUCGCCAGGACGAUGACAAGAUCCGGCUGAAACUCACACAGCUGCAGCUGCAGACCCUGCAGAAGGGUGGAGUAGGCCUCGGCAUGACACGGUCAUUACCCUCAGGGCUGAACGGUCACCAUGGCGACCUGCCCGCUAACCUGCGCUCCACCCACCCCUCCGCCCUGCUCAAGCCUUUACCAGAUGAGCUGAGCUCCAUGCAGGAGACGUGGGAGUGGGGGGGCUGCAGUCAUGACGUCCGUUUUGGUGACCGUUUUUCCAGGGACUGGCUCGACUCCCGUGGGUCUCCAAGAGACAUCCACGCUCGCAUGAGGAUACAUAACAACCGGGUGGGACGACAGAUAGUGACUGACAACAUGAAGAGGAAGUGCAAAUGUCAUGGCACAUCAGGGAGCUGUCAGUUCAAGACCUGCUGGCAUGUGUCUCCUGAGUUCCGGCUUGUGGGUUCUCUACUCAAGGACAAGUUCCUGUCAGCCAUCUUUGUCAACUCCCAGAACAAGAACAAUGGGGUUUUCAACCCUCGAACUGGAAACGGUGCCAGCGGGAGUACAGGGGGACUCAACGGAGGUCGCCGCCGAUCCAUGUCCAGAGAGCUGGUGUACUUUGAGAAGUCUCCUGAUUUCUGUGAGCGUGAUGCAUCAGUAGACUCUCCAGGUACACAAGGACGCAUCUGCAACAAAACCAGCUACAGCACAGACAGCUGCGGCUCACUGUGCUGUGGCCGUGGACACAACAUCCUGAAACAGACACGCAGCGAGCGCUGCAAUUGUAGGUUCCACUGGUGUUGCUACGUGCUGUGUGAGGAGUGCCGUCUCACGGAGUGGGUCAAUGUGUGCAAGUAGAUUCUCCCAGUCCCAGUUGCCUUUACUCAUCCAGGACUCAAGAUGGCGAGCCUGUCCCUUCGCCCACUCCUUUUGUUCAAGCAUUUGUUUUGCUCCUUGUGUAACUCUCCCAGAGAAUCUGUUUACCCCCCCUCUCUCCUAUUUUUUUUUUGGUCCAUCAUCUGGGAUCUAUUUUCUCUUUGUAGCCGCUGUUAUUCUCAAAAUGCCAAGUCAGAGAUUGAAGAGGUGACUCAUGUCAUUUGUCUUGCCAUGGCCUGUUUAGACGCUGCCCUCUCAGCCAUGAAAACAGCCUAUACCCCAUCUUCUCUAUCCCACAAAACAAAGAGGAGCAACAGCAGAGAAGCUUUCCUGUUACACUGUCUACAUGCUGACUCAUCUCAUUGUACAGUAGUUGUGUAUUUUAAUGUGUACAUGUAUAUUUGUAAAUGUAUUAUUAUUAAUAUUAUUAUUGUGUCAGAGCCUGUCUUUUUGGUUCUAGUUACUGACAGAUUCGUGCUGGCUGAGUAGCUCAGGAUGGUGAACCAGUGCUGUUAGACAACUAAGUCUCAUCGCAGCUUAUCUUUCAUUUAACCGUGCUCUUCUAACGAUAGAAGAUAUUUACUCCAUUUGUAUAUUUUGCACCUGUGACUCAGACAGAGCAACGGUACUUUAUGGGGGUCAGUCAGAAAAUGUUUAUAGACAAUGGUUUUACUAUAGAAGAAGACAAGAUUAAGAGCAGUGUUUUGUGGUUUCUGAAGGACUGAUACAUCUGAUAGAAAGCUUUGUUUCCUAGAAACAACAGGACAGAAAGCACAUAAACUUAUCAACUUAUCAAAGCUUGUAUACUUGUAAAAGUCAAGAUGGGAAAGUUUUGGAAACAAAUUCAGACCUUCGAUUCCUUACGCUGAGCAACUAAUCAUUUUGAUUUAUUUACACCAUUGUAACAAUAUUGAUUACUUCAUGAGAGUGGUCGCGAGUGGUCGUGUUUUUCAUGAAUGUAACUGUGAUGUGAUGCGUGUCACUUUUCCUAUGAAACCGUGACUGAGCUCUUGUUUCCCUGUGCUUGCUUUUGUCCAUUUCAUCAGUCCGAGCUCUCCGUAGAUUCUUCCCACAUGUAGUACAUGUCAAAGUGAGAGAUGGACCUGCUUAUUCUGAUGCUGAAGGGUGUGUGUAUGUUUGACUCUGUGUGUGUGUGUGUGUGUGUGUGUGU